AAAACAAGCAGAUCAUAGUGUUGGGCCUGGAUGGAGCAGGGAAAACCAGUGUCCUCUACUCUCUAGCUUCAAACAGAGUCCAGCACAGCAUGGCGCCUACCAAAGGUCUCCAUGCAGUGUGCAUCAACAUUCAAGACAGACAAAUGGAGUUCCUGGAGAUUGGCGGCAGUGAACCUUUCCGUUCUUACUGGGAAAUGUACCUGCCCAAGGGAUUGCUGCUGAUCUUUGUGGUAGAUUCAGCAGACCACAGUCGAUUACCUGAAGCCAAAAAACACCUUCAUCAAGUGAUUGGAACAAACCCUAUCCUUCCUCUCAUUGUAUUUGCAAACAAACAGGAUCUUGAAGCAGCGUAUCACAUCACAGAUAUCCACGAUGCUUUGGCAUUAUCUGAGGUGGGAAAUAAUAGGAAGAUGUUCUUGUUUGGAACCCAAGUGACUAAGAAUGGCUCAGAGAUACCCUCCAUCAUGCAAGAUGCUAAAGACCUGAUUGCACACUUGGCUGCAGAUGUGCAGUGACUAAGACCCAACCCA
Orycteropus afer afer is the source of this 530-nucleotide messenger RNA. It is a transcript of the gene ARL9, whose product is annotated as ADP ribosylation factor like GTPase 9. The record is from RefSeq and is a predicted model, not a curated record. Gene Ontology annotation, molecular function: GTP binding; GTPase activity. Lineage: Eukaryota; Metazoa; Chordata; Mammalia; Tubulidentata; Orycteropodidae.